GGCCGCGGCAGCCGUCGUGCCCCGGCGGGGCGCAGUGAAGAGCUGCGGCGGGACGAUGACCCAGCGCCGGGAGCCGCGUCCCGCCGCGCUGCUAGACGAGGAGCUGGAGGCGCUGGGGUGGUAUCAUGAUAAUCUUACCCGGCAUGCAGCAGAAGCGCUGCUGCUUUCCAACGGGCAGGAUGGAAGCUAUCUCUUGAGGAAGAGUAAUGAAAGGGAAGAUUUGUAUUCCCUCUCUGUAAGGGGAAAAGAUUCUGUCAAACACUUCCUUGUUGAACAUACAGGAACUUCGUUCAAAUUUGGAUUUAAUGAAUUCUCUAGCUUGAAGGAAUUAGUCAUGCAUUUUGCAAAUCAGCCUUUAAUUGGAAGUGAAACAGGAACCUUAAUUGUAUUGAAGCAUCCCUACCCUCGGGAAGUGGAAGAACCUUCCAUUUAUGAGUCCGUCCGAGUUCACACAGCCAUGCAGACAGGAAGGACAGAAAGCGACCUUGUUCCAAAUGCUCCUUCACUUGGUACAAAAGAAGGAUAUUUGAUAAAACAAGGCAAAAUAGUCAAGAAUUGGAAGACAAGGUGGUUUACACUGCAUAGGAAUGAACUUAAGUAUUUCAAAGACCAGACAGCCACAGAACCAAUUCGGGCACUUGACUUAACCGAAUGCUCAGCUGUGCAAUUUGACUAUUCCCAGGAAAGAGUCAAUUGUUUCUGUUUAGUGUUCCCACUGAGGACAUAUUAUCUGUGCGCAAAAACCGGAAUAGAAGCUGACGAGUGGAUUAAAAUACUGCGAUGGAAGCUGUCACAGAUACGGAAGCAACUGGAGCAGCGUAACGCCACCCUCAGCUCCUAGCUGCACCUCUCCUGCUUCCCUCCAUUGGCAGGAGCUGCCUCUUGGCCAGGGGAAGGCAUCGCUUACAAGAGGAUGGUUUCAUGUGUCUCCAUUACUCAUGAUGUGCACAUGUGUGUCUGUGUACCCGCACAGGCACACUUGCACCCAGCUCUGUGCAUAGAGGGCUUGUACAGCCAGGUGCUCUCAGGCCAUCGAGUUCAUGUGUGGAGACAGUUGCAAAAUCAGUGUAUUGGUUUGACGUGCAUGGUGUGUGCCUGCAACACUCUCAAUUUAAACACCUCUUCACUAAUCACAGGUGUAGUCACUGUUGAAAACUUCUGUGGCUAUUCAAAGCGCUCUUGGUAAUUUAUUGCAAGCUCCAUCACAACUUUCCAUUAGCAGCACAUUCUGUAACCUUGAGCCAGUUAUUUAAAACCAGUCCUUUCUGGAAACAUUAAAUACCUUUUUUGCAUGAUCUGUUUAGGCUCUAAACCAAAAGAAAAAUGACGGAGGUAAUUACAUUGUUGUAAAUAGUAUCUGUAUUACAAUCCAGAGAAUAUUUCAAGGUGAUGGAUGAGUAAACACUUAGUUCUGGUCAAA
Messenger RNA from Strigops habroptila (Kakapo), 1420 nucleotides. RefSeq names its product dual adaptor of phosphotyrosine and 3-phosphoinositides 1 (gene DAPP1). The transcript has 9 exons. The coding region runs from base 56 to 841 and encodes 261 amino acids. The record is from RefSeq and is a predicted model, not a curated record. NCBI's taxonomy places the organism in Eukaryota, Metazoa, Chordata, Aves, Psittaciformes, Psittacidae.